Molecule: messenger RNA, 903 nt
Organism: Ichthyophthirius multifiliis
Lineage: Eukaryota; Ciliophora; Oligohymenophorea; Hymenostomatida
Product: EF hand family protein
Exons: 3
Molecular function (GO): calcium ion binding
Source: RefSeq, a predicted model, not a curated record
AUGUCACUUUACGGAGUUGGAUUAAAUACUAAUUUACAAAGAAUAAAUAUAGAAUUCCGUUUAUAUUUAUCAAAAUACAAUGGAAAAUUAAACAUAAGAAAUUUAAUAAGAUUAUUUUAAUAAUUAGAUGUUCAUAAUGUUCAUAGACUUAACUUAGAAUUAAUCCAAAAAGGCUUAAAUUAAUUCGGAUUUUUCCUUCCAAAGGUGGAUUAUUAAUGCUUACUAAAAUAUUAUGAUAGAAAUAAUGAGGGAUUAAUAAAUUAUUAUGAAUUAGUAGAUGGAAUAAGAGAAAGAAUAAAUGAAAGAAGAUUAAGUUUAAUCGAACAAUUAUUUGAUUAUGUAGAUUCAGAAAAAUCAGGAGCGAUAUGUCCUAAAAAAUUAGGUGAAAAAUUAGAUGUUUCAAAAAACAAAGAUUUUUAAUUGGAAAAAAAAACUAGGGAUUAAAUUGUUUAUGAAUUUUUAAGUUGUUUUAAUUUAAAUGAAAACGGAUUAAUAACAAAAUAAGAAUUCAUCUCCUUUUAUGAAGAUUUAAGUCAAGGAAUUACUUCUGAUUAAUACUUUUUGACACUUCUAGAAUAAAACUGGGGGCUUUUUGAAAAAGAUGAAUAAGAAAUUUCAAAAGAAGAAGUCAAAAGUCUUGUUAAAGCUUUAAGAUUUAAACUUAUUUAAAUGACUUAAGGUACUAACGACGAAUUCUUAUUAAGAAAACUAUUUAAGGAAUUCGACAAUAAUAAAAGUGGUUAUCUAACAUUAGAAGAUCUUCAAGCUAUGCUCAUUAAAUUGGAAAUUCCAAUCUAAAAAAGAUACUUAUAAGCUUUGCUUUAGAAGUUUGAUGUAAAUAAAUCUGGAUUUAUUGAAUUCGAAGAAUUUGUAGUUUACUUAGUUAAUGAUCCUUAUCCAUGA